AUGCAAACAUUCCAACCAGGGGACAGAAUCUCGCUUUUUGGUUUCUCAAGGGGAGCAUACACUGCUCGUGUGCUCUCAGGAUUCCUGCAAAAGAUCGGCUUGUUGCCACGUGAAAAUCAUGCACAGAUACCUUUUGCCUGGAAGAUCUUCAAGUCUAGCGAUUGCAAUGGUGGCCUUGGAAAAUGCUCUGAUUACAAGAAGACUUUUUCGUUUACAAAGAUAGAAGUUGAUUUCCUCGGACUUUGGGGUACUGUUGCUUCGGUUGGAAUAGCUGGCAAAGAGUUACCUUUUGCUACAGUCUCGGUUGACCGUGGACUUCGUAUCUUUCGCCAAGCACUUGCUCUGGACGAGUGUCGAGUGAAGUUCACCCCCAACUUUAAGCUUACGAAAGCUGGCACUCCAUCGGAAUUGAAAGUCGAGGGUGCAGAUGCACGAGAGACAUUGGAAAAGGAAGCCGGUGGUGAAGAUGCACCGAAUGGUCCGUAUCGGGGAACAACGUAUAGUCCACGUCUACUCCAUGAAAAUCCGGUGCGUGAGGUCUGGUUUGCCGGAUGCCACUCGGAUGUCGGAGGAGGCUCUGUUCCCCAUUCGACACGCAAUUCACUCUCACGCAUUCCCCUUCGACGGAUGGAAUCGCUUGCAGACAUCGGAUUUGGCACAGUUCCAUUCACGAACGAACAGCUUUUUCGGAGGGACCAACAGAAUGUCCCAGUAGCAGUCAACGAAAAAGAAGAGCAACUCGAAGACGCAAGAUCUCCGAUAGUCGACCAACUCUUCAAAUGGUACUGGUGGAUUCCCGAACUGUUCCCCGUCGCUCUCCGCCAGCAAAAUUCGAGAGACGGGCAGCGCAGCAAGUACAAGAGACAAAUUAACCUUGGAAGAGGGCGUAAGAUAUAUGGAGACGCAUGGGAUUUUGUGGAGCAUAACGGUGAGAAACAGUGGUACAUACAGAUACAUCGCUCUGUCCAAGAGCGCAUGAACUUGCGGGAACAUACUGGCUACGUUUCAAAGGACUUGUAG
Messenger RNA from Fomitiporia mediterranea MF3/22, 1020 nucleotides. RefSeq lists its product as uncharacterized. The transcript is spliced from 5 exons. NCBI's taxonomy places the organism in Eukaryota, Fungi, Basidiomycota, Agaricomycetes, Hymenochaetales, Hymenochaetaceae. The coding region runs from base 1 to 1020 and encodes 339 amino acids. The record is from RefSeq and is a predicted model, not a curated record.